This is a messenger RNA of Phragmites australis (common reed), 649 nucleotides long. RefSeq names its product 17.4 kDa class I heat shock protein-like. NCBI's taxonomy places the organism in Eukaryota, Viridiplantae, Streptophyta, Magnoliopsida, Poales, Poaceae. The record is from RefSeq and is a predicted model, not a curated record. Bases 100 to 564 code for a protein of 154 amino acids. The transcript is spliced from 2 exons.
CUUAAGAGGCACCUCAGCAUCGAUCCAUCGCCGGCGGCCGGAUCAGAUCACACGCUAAAUACCUGCGUCCACCACGAUCCGUUUGUCGUUCUUGUGCGCAUGGCGUGCAGCAAGCCGCAGCGAUCAUCAGCGAACUGCGGCGCUGCGCCGGCAUGCGACGCGGACAUCGACCCCAAGGUCGAGUGGCUCGUCGAAGCCGCGAGCUACACCCUUCGCCUCAACCUACCAGGGUUCAAGAAGGAAGACUUCAAGGUGCAAGUGUACUCCGACGGCCGCCUGACGGUCCGCGUCCAGCGUCCGGCCGGGUGCGUGCGGUUCCACAAGGUGUUUCAGCUGCCGCCAACGGCCAACCUCGACGGGGUCGCCGGCCGGUUCGACGGCACCGUGCUGUCCCUGACCGUGCCCAAGGUGCAGGCUAGCGGGACGGAGAUGGUGCUGUGCGUGGCCGGGCCCAAGUGGGCGGAGGUGGUCGGCGCGAAGGGGCACAUGGUCACCGCGGCCGUCGCCGGGUUCGCGCUCGGCGUCUUCGUCGCGCACAGGCUCUUGUCAGCAACGAAUUCCUAAGACAUCAUGUAAUCUGCACGCAUUUAUGUACAGAGAUCUAUGAAAUGGAUUCCUCGUAAAAAAAUCUAUGAAAUGGAAAACUAAA